ACAGGUAAAUGAUUCUAUGUAUCCAUAGUGUAACAAGGUUGUUACAAGAGAUACGAUUUGAGCAUUUUAAUGAAGAGAACAGGUAAUUGAUUCUAUGUAUCCAUAGUGUAACAAGAGUGUUACAAGAGAUACGAUAUGUGGUUAUGAAAUGAAUGGUUAAUAUUAAAAUGAAUUAUGGCAAUAUCUUGUAGCUGGACUCCCUACAAGUGAUGAACAAUGGGGGGAGUGUGGGACUUGUCCUACGCUCCUACGCAGGCCUACUGUGACGACAGUAGUGUCCUUAUAUUUUUGACACUCAAGUAGGCGGAAGGUUCCGUUCGAUCUUGGGGGUAUGCAUACUAAGGUGAUGGGUGUGAGACGGCUCGAAACCGUAUUUGCAUUUCAUCUAACAGACCUAGUGUCUGUUAAGGAUUCAGUAGCCCGUAUGAUUCUAGUAAGAUGACGGUGCCCGUUCGAUGCCAAUUAAAGAUUAAAGAUUAAAGGUUAAAGGAUGUAACAUAGUGUAGCAUCAUGCUUAAAAUUGUUCAUGUGUGCAUCAUUUAUGUUUACAUGUAUUCAAUGGUUCAUUACGUACUCAGCAUGGCUGAUUGUGUGUUAUUAUGUGUUUGAUGAACUGCGAUGAACCAUUGAUGCUACAAUGGGGAGCAGACUAGGUGUGCUGGUGCUGCUGCAUAAUCUCGAGCAUACGGGGACUAGGCUUGGGUCCCAAUUUCAUAAGCGGAACGUUCGAUUAAGACAGCGAAAAUUCUCCGUUACAAGCGUAGAAUGGUUCGGGAGGGAGGCACGCCUGAAACCUCUCUGAAUAUCGAGCAAUCGAUACGUGACUUGGUGCAAAUCACUGCCAACCUAGCCCAAGGUCACAAUCGUGAAGGGGAUUUAUCCGAAAAGGUUGCCCGUAGGAACCCACCAAUACUGAAUGGGAAAGGGGGACCUGAAGAAUUAGAGAACUGGGUUGGGGAAUUCGAUAAACUUUUCUUCACCUUAUCCUGCCCCGAUGAGAAAACUGUGCCCUUAGCGAGCUACUACCUUCAGGGAGAUGCUCAUUUCUGGUGGACCCAAGCUAAGAGCAACCUCCUGAGUCAGCCUGGUUUUGGGUGGGAAACUUUCAAAAAGGCCUUAAGGGACAAAUAUUACCCUCCAUACCUUAAGAAGCAGAAAGCCCAAGAAUUUAUGAUGUUGGAACAAGGGACUCUGUCUGUUGAGGAGUACUACCGGAAAUUCAUCGAGCUGAUGAGAUUUGCCCCGGAAAUAGCACCUACUGAGGAAUCUAAAGCCUCACGUUUCGAACUAGGACUUACCCUUGACCUGCAAGGAAGACUAGGGGGAGAUACAUUCACCUCUUUAGAUCAUGUGUUUGGCAAAGCUGCUCAUCUUUAUGCCAUCAGGAAGAGAGAGGAAGGGGGUAAGCAGGGUGAGAAACGAAAGGAUAAUCCAAACCCUGAGGUCCAGAAGUUUGAGAAGAAGCAUAAUGGGAACCAAAACCAUCAAGACCCUCAAAGGAAUUUCGGUAAGGGACCCAAUAACAACAACGCUAAUCCCAACAACAAUAACCGCAAUAACAACACCAAUAACCGCAGAUCUGAGCGUGUGUAUAGGUGUAGAAAGUGCCCUAACAACCAUCCUGGUAGAGACUGUGAGGGUAACAAGGUGGAAUGUCGAGAAUGCGGGAAAUUGGGACAUAGGGCAUAUGAGUGCUACUCGAAGAACAAACUGAUCAACCCAAUGGCCAAAAGAAUGGGAAUUAUGGGGACAAGCCCCGAAAUGGAAAUGGAAACGGGAAUGGAAAUGGGGGAAGUGCUUACAAUGGGAAUUCUAACUACUCCAAGCCUGUAACCAACACCAAUAAUCAGACAUCUAAUGGGAACAAUGCAACCAAUUCCCAAGAUAAGGGCAAGGGGAAGCUGUAUAUGAUGUCGACUAGAGAACAAGAGGCUCGAAGGGAUGUUGUCUCGGGUACAUUUUCUAUCAACUCCACUCCUGUUAAAGUAUUGUUUGAUUCUGGAGCAUCAUUGUCAUUUAUUGCCCAUUCAACUGUUAGGACUUUAACAUUGAUCGAGUCUGAGUCGAUUUCUAUGCCUAUAGUCAUUCCGUCUGGGAGAUGUUAAUUGCUCUAA
Molecule: messenger RNA, 2114 nt
Organism: Beta vulgaris subsp. vulgaris (sugar beet)
Lineage: Eukaryota; Viridiplantae; Streptophyta; Magnoliopsida; Caryophyllales; Amaranthaceae
Exons: 3
Coding region: 766-1833 (355 amino acids)
Molecular function (GO): nucleic acid binding; zinc ion binding
Source: RefSeq, a predicted model, not a curated record